Culex pipiens pallens (northern house mosquito) is the source of this 6181-nucleotide messenger RNA. It is a transcript of the gene Abl, whose product is annotated as tyrosine-protein kinase Abl. Gene Ontology annotation, biological process: protein phosphorylation. The transcript has 8 exons. Lineage: Eukaryota; Metazoa; Arthropoda; Insecta; Diptera; Culicidae. The coding region runs from base 942 to 5768 and encodes 1608 amino acids. The record is from RefSeq and is a predicted model, not a curated record. Gene Ontology annotation, molecular function: non-membrane spanning protein tyrosine kinase activity; ATP binding; protein binding.
UGCUUGAGUCUGCAAACCGAACGCCAGCCGAGAGGACGUCGUCGCCCGUCGAUUCGAUUCCGUGAAGAGUUUGAAAGUAGUUUUUUUUUCGGUGUAACUUUUUUCUAUUCCCCCCACAUUCCCAAUCCGGAACGGUUCCGUCGGGGUUUGUACGGGGACACUAGCGGAGUGCUUCGGGGAGUGGGAGUUCCGGAUCGGUUGUUUUUUGUCGCGCGACGGUGAAAAAUCUGGUUCUUGAUACCGGGAGGAGUUGGGGGAAGUGAUUUUUUGUUGGCUGGCGUCUGGCCAGGUUUGUUCCGGCGUUUCCGGGACCUUCCACGGUUGCGGUCGAAGAAGGCUGUGUGGAGUUUUUCGUGAAGAAGGGGGGUGGCACUAGAAGCUCUGAAGAUUGGGUGUUUGAUACUGGUCCAAGAGUGCCGAGAGUUGCUGGUCUUGAAGGAGGGAGGUGGAGGAAACAAGAAAACGAAGAAUUUCAUGUUUUAGCCGUGUCUGUGUGUGUUUGUGUAUCGGUGCGUUUGUGUCUGUGUACGUGUGUGUUCCGCACCCAAAAGUCAAAGGGAGAAGCCAAGAAGAAGGAAGGAAAAAAAAAGUUUCUAAAUUUAAUUAAAGGAAGUGAAGAUUGUGGCGUACAGCAAGCACCCUGUAGGAAGAAAGUGCUGGCGUUUUGGGGGCCAGAACCUGAGCAAGAGAGAUUUGCGCUGGCAGUGAAAAAUUUGUGACGGCCUUGCCGGGGAAACAUGGCCGCCGGUGGCCACAACCAUUGAACCCCAAAGCGGAGAAGAGAACGUCUACGUCUGCGGAGACGACCGAGAGUCGAGAGAUCCGGAAUCGCACCAAGAGAGAGAGGAGAGCGGUGAUCGUCGGGCGGAACAACCCGCGCCGGGGGCGGGCAUGCUGACCGGUCACUUCCGGCGUUGACCAGGGACACGAACGACCGUGAAAUGGGAGCCCAGCAGGUGAAGGAACGCUCGGGCGCCGGAGCAGGAACCAUCGGAACGGGAGGAAGUAUCGGUGGGCUGAGCGGAGGAGGCGGAGGAGGGACGGCCUCGGCGCUCGGAGCCGGCAGCUCGAUUCGGUCCAGCAGGAAUAAACCGCGCGUGCCGAAGGAUUCGCGCAUCCUCGGGUCGAACAUCUUCACGGAGCAUAGUGAAGCACUGCUGCAAUCUCGGCCCCUGCCACACAUCCCACCGCCCGGCACGCUCCUGCCAACGGAUCUGCUGAGCAGCCAGGAAGGCUCGGAGAACCACACCGGGACGCUGCACUCCCAGGGCAGCUCCAACACGGCCCAGUCAAGCUUCGAGAACGCCCACCGGUGGACCUCGAAGGAGAACCUGCUAGCGCCGGGCCCCGAAGAGGACGACCCGCAGCUCUUCGUAGCCCUAUACGACUUCAAGGCCGGCGGCGAGAACCAGCUCAGCCUGCGCAAGGGCGAACAGGUCCGGAUACUGUCCUACAACAAGUCCGGCGAAUGGUGCGAAGCCCACUCCGACUCGGGCCACGUCGGCUGGGUCCCCUCGAACUACGUCACCCCGCUAAACUCGCUCGAAAAGCACUCCUGGUACCACGGCCCCAUCUCCCGCAACGCCGCCGAAUACCUGCUCAGCUCGGGCAUCAACGGAAGCUUCCUGGUGCGCGAAAGCGAAAGCUCACCCGGCCAGCGCAGCAUCAGCCUGCGGUACGACGGACGCGUCUACCACUACCGAAUAUCCGAAGACUCGGACGGCAAGGUGUACGUCACGGCAGAGGCAAAAUUCAACACGCUCGCCGAGCUCGUCCACCACCACAGCGUCCUGCACGAGGGUCACGGUCUCAUCACGCCGCUGCUCUACCCGGCGCCAAAGCAAAACAAACCCACGGUCUUCCCGCUGAGUCCCGAGCCGGACGAGUGGGAGAUCUGCCGGACGGACAUCGUGAUGAAGCACAAGCUGGGCGGCGGACAGUACGGCGAGGUGUACGAAGCGGUGUGGAAACGGUACGGCAACACCGUGGCAGUGAAGACGCUCAAGGAGGACACGAUGGCACUGAAGGACUUCCUCGAGGAGGCCGCCAUCAUGAAGGAGAUGAAGCAUCCCAACCUGGUGCAGCUGAUAGGUGUGUGCACGCGCGAGCCCCCGUUCUACAUCAUCACCGAGUUCAUGAGCCACGGCAACCUGCUCGACUUCCUGCGCUCGGCCGGCCGAGAAACGCUGGACGCCGUAGCGCUGCUGUACAUGGCCACCCAGAUCGCGUCCGGCAUGAGCUACCUGGAGAGCCGCAACUUUAUUCAUCGCGAUCUGGCGGCGCGAAACUGUCUCGUCGGCGACAACAACCUGGUCAAGGUGGCCGACUUCGGGCUGGCCCGAUUGAUGCGAGACGACACUUAUACGGCCCACGCCGGCGCCAAGUUCCCGAUCAAGUGGACCGCCCCGGAGGGCUUAGCCUAUAACAAAUUCAGCACCAAGUCGGACGUGUGGGCGUUCGGCGUGCUGCUGUGGGAGAUUGCCACGUACGGCAUGUCGCCGUACCCGGGGAUCGAUCUGACCGAGGUGUUCCACCGGCUCGAGUCCGGCUAUCGGAUGGAGAGACCGCCGGGCUGCCCGCCGGAAGUGUACGAGCUGAUGCGAAAGUGCUGGCAGUGGAACGCCCAGGACCGGCCGACCUUCAAGAGCAUACACCACGACCUAGAGCACAUGUUUCAGGAAUCGUCCAUCACGGAGGCGGUAGAGAAACAGCUGCAGGGCGUUGGCCAGCCGGUUCAACUCACGCCCCAGAUGGUCAAGAAGCCGCAGAUGGGCACCGUGCAGCAUGAGCCGGCAAUCACGCCAAUAUCCGACACCGGUUCCAGCUCGAAGUUGAGCACCUUCUCCAACAAACCGUCGACGGCGGGCGUGCAAAUGCGGCGGACCACGAACAAGCGAGGCAAACAGGCUCCGGCCCCACCCAAGCGGACCAGCCUGCUGUCAUCGAGCCGGGACUCGACGUACCGGGACGAGGACGGCAAACCGGGCGAUGGUUGCGGUGACCAGCAGAACACGAACGGUAUUAUCCCCAUCACUAAGUCAACCUCUUGCAGUAGUUUCCUUAUCGAUAAGCUGUUUCGAGGUUUCUCCCGCGAUCUCGCCAACCUGGUCAACCGCACGACCGACUCGGAAAACGAGCAAACGGAAAUCACCCCGGACACGGACACCGACAGUCAGGAGCCACCGGGCGGAACCUUCCAGAAAUCGUCCUCCCAGCAAAGUUCCUUCAAGCGCGUCCCGAUCAUGGGUAAUCGGGGGUUGGAAACACGCGGCAGCAAGCGCCUUCCGCAAGGGACGCCCCGAGCUCCGAGUGGGCCACCUCCGACGGGCAUUCCGCCGGUUGCGGCCGCAGCGGCCGUUGUCGGCGCGCUGGAGGUUCAGAACGUGAAGAAGGCCAUCAACCGGUACGGGACGCUGCCGAAGGGUGCUCGGAUUGGUGCGUAUCUUGAGUCGCUCAGGCAGAGUGAUGGAAGUCCGGCGCCGCAGGGUGGUCAGACGGCGACCCCUCCGGAUCCGCCACCACCGAUGGCAGCGGCGAACGUCAUUUCGAAUAGUCUGCUUGCUGCGCAGCGUGCAGCUAUGAAGGGAGCUCAACCACUUCAGCAGCAGCAGCAGCAACCUCAGAUGAUUCGUAGCAACUCGUCGAGUGGAGUUACGAUGGCCAACUCAGCAACCGCUAGUCUUUCCAAACUGCAACGCCACCGAACCACCACGGACGGUUCGAUGAUGACGUUCUCGUCGUUCCGGGGUGGCACCGUGGGCAGCAACAACAGUCCGAAACGGUCUAUGCCGCCUACGCUGGCGGAUCUGGAGUUCCCACCGCCGCCAGCCGAUUUGCCACCCCCGCCUGAGGAGUUCGAGGGGCAUCCGCAACCGCCGAUGGAGAAGCUAAUGAAGCCGUCUAACGACGUGUCCAACACGGAACCGAGCGUCGAGGAGGCCAGCUCGCGCUUCGGCGUAAGCCUUCGCCGGCGAGAACCGUCCACGGAUUCGUGCAGCUCGCUGGGCAGCCCGGCGGACGCCAUGGUCCACAGUAGCAUCGAACCGUCUUUGUCGUCGUCGAUACCGAUUCCGCCGCCGCCGAGCCUCAAGGACAAGCUCGAGAUGAAACUGGCGGUCGAAAUUAAACAGAAAGCAGCAAACGUGCCAAAGUCAGCGAUAGAGAACAGCAGCAGCAAUCAUAAAGUAGUAGAUCCCGCUUCACAGUUAGUCAGUGAACUGGCGGAGACCAUGAAUCUACCGAAACCUCCACCGCCGCUUCCGCCGAGCGAUGUGGCGCAGCACUACAAGUCGUCGGACGUGAGUUCACUGCGCAAACCGGGCGUCAACAAACCGGUUGCCGCCAUCGUCGAGCAGCCAGCUUCGUUCAAGGCCCAGCUGAAGAAGGUCGAGCCCAAGCGGAUGCCCAACCCGAUUCCCAAGAAAGAGGAAGCAAACAGCAUCAUCGACUUCAAGUCGCGACUGCGCAAGGUUGAGAGUGGCAGCGGCAGUGAAUCGACCGCAAACGGUGAUGCUUCGAUGGCCGGCGGAAGCAGCGACUCCAGCUCGGACAACAACAACAAGCACCACACGAACAACGGUGUGAGCAACAACAACAAUAACAGCAACAUCCUGAACAACAACCAGUCGAGUGAUCACUCGAGCGAUGGUGAACCCAAGGCGAAGAAGAGCGAAAUUCUGCGCAACGGGACGAGCAAGAACGGCGGCGGUGGGGACUCUUCGGCCAAGUUGCUGCUUGAAAACAAUGAGUUGAACUCGUUGAAGCUGAAGAAGGCUUCGCCGGCGCAGCCAGUCGUUACGAGUGUCGCCCCGAUCGAUAGCAACAAGAUUAUCGAGCUGAAAAAGACUGAAAUCAAGAUUGAACUUACCCAGGAGGACAAGAAGCGCGAAGUCCUGGAUACGAAUGCUGGUGGUGGCACCGGCGGUGAUAAUCUGUCCACUGGCAGCACUGGAGACGAAGGGGACAAGCGGAAAAGCACCGGCAGCAUCAGCAGCUUGAAAAAGCUGUGGGAGGCCAAAGAAUCCCCAAACGAUCACCAGGGCGGCGCCCAGCUCAGUCCCAAGCUGGGCGUGAAGAGCGCCGCGAAUCUCAAGCUGAACAACAACUCCGAGGAGGCGUCCGAGAGCAGCAACCCUACAACGAAUAGCAACAAUUCCAGCCAACACGACGAACAGCUGCAGCAGGCACCGCAGCUAGCGAAAAAGCCCGCCGUCCCGCUGAAACCCUCCAAAUUCUCGUCAAUCUACGCCACGCCAGUCCAAAUCCAAGCUCCAACUCAAACCCAAGCCCCCGCCCCAACCACCACCACCACGUCCAAGUCCAACGACAGCAACAGUUCGCUACUCUCGGAGAAAUCCACCGCCUCUUCCUCGUCCGCCCCUUCCUCCUCUUCCGCGAGCCGCGAAGGAAUCCUCGAACUGGUCACCCUGCUCGAGGGAUCCCUUCACAAACUUCCCGCCAGCUCCGCUGUUUCCGCCUCCCAGUGGCUCCAGCUCAGCGAACGGCUCCACUCGCUCCAGUCGAGCUGCGUCACGUUCGCGGACAACGAAGCCCUGCCCCCGCACACCAAGUUCCACUUCCGCGAGCUGGUCAACCGCGUCGACGCGCAGUCCCGCUCGCUGCGGUCGGCCGCCGCCAGCAGCAAGAACACCUCGGCCCAGGACAACGAAAAGCUCGUGCUCGAAGUCGGUCAAUCGCUGAAGCAAAUUUCGAACGCGCUGCACAGGGACACUAGAAUCGCUCAGCUGCCCAUUUUGACGUUUAGCUAACGAGAGAAUUCGUGUGCGUGCGUGCGUUCGAACGGGCACAGUGAUUGGCCGCACAUCGGAGACGACAACUAUGAAAAACAAAUAUACACACAUAUUUACACAGACACCCACACACACCCACAACCUACAAUCAUUAUCAGUGAAAUACAGGUAUUAGUUGUUUUCUUGGCUAGAAGCAUGAACUUGUGGAAGGAUUGAAGCAAGAACUGUGUAUUAUUUUGCUGCUGAUCGAGUUUCCACAAUGUGUAACAGAGCGCGCAUCUCCUCCAGGCUUGCUAACCGAUGCCGACAUAUGUAUUAAACAACAAAAAAUUAUACAACUAGCUAUUGUAUUAUAAUCCAAACUACCUAUGAAUGCAUGCUAUCUAAUCGAUUUUAUACUCGAAAUUUACCCCGAUGUCUCCUUCAACAAA